GCAUUUUCAACCGGAGCCUCAUCUCUUACCUGAACUUGAAUCCUCACUUUGGUUCUGACUCCGGUCCAAGUCUACCCCUUGGCCUAGCCCUCACCCUACCUGCCUGGUCACAGUUCCUGUCUUCCUUUCAGCUCUGUAAGCCUCAGAGGUUGCGCUGACUCAAGCAUGCCGAUCAAGUAUGAAGACCACCAAACCCUGGAGAGUGAGGAGGGAAGCCCGAAGUUUAGGAAUGGGUCUCGCCUUCUCCAGCCCUUCCAGCAGCGGAUUUGCUACGGAUCCCAACUUCACCUGCUCUUGCUGGGCCUCGGUCUUCUGCUGCUGGUCAUCAUCUGUGUGUUUGGAUGCCAAAUUACCAAGCUUCAGAGGGACCUGCUGACCCUGAGAACGACUUCCCUCAAUUUGUCAUCCAGCACCGCAGCUGAGAUCCAGGCACUGAACAGCCAGGCUCCCUGUGACCCAGAUGGCAGGUUCCAAGGAGCGGUGACAUCUCUGCAGAGCGAGCUGAAGGAACACAAACAGCUGCUGCAAGCAGGCCAAGGCUUGAAGAACAAGUUGCUGACUCUGGAGAGCAACCUGGAGAAAGAGAAGCAGGAUCUCAAAGCAGUUCACGACAUCAUCAUCCUGGCAAUUCAGCAUCAUGCCGCUGAACUGCAAUCCCUGACUUGUCAGAUGACUGCUCUCAAGCGCAAUGCCUCUCGGAGUACGUGCUGUCCCAUGAACUGGGUGGAGCACAGAGGCAGCUGCUACUGGUUCUCUCAGACGGGGAAGUCCUGGCAGGAGGCACAGCAGUACUGCCAGAUGGAGAAUUCCUACCUGGUGGUGGUGAAUUCACAGGAAGAGCAGAAUUUUAUCCAGCACCGCACAGGCACUUUAAACACCUGGAUGGGCCUCAUGGAUGAACACGGGCCUUGGAAAUGGGAGGAUGGGACAGACUAUGAGACAGGCUUCAAGAACUGGAGUCCAAAACAGCCCGACAACUUUGAGGGGCACGGCCUGGGCGGAGGCGAGGAUUGUGCUCACUUCACUGAGAAUGGCGAGUGGAAUGACAAUGUCUGCCAGAGGCUCUUCCACUGGGUCUGUGAGACCAGGCUGACUGAAGCCAGCUAG
Molecule: messenger RNA, 1107 nt
Organism: Echinops telfairi (small Madagascar hedgehog)
Lineage: Eukaryota; Metazoa; Chordata; Mammalia; Afrosoricida; Tenrecidae
Product: asialoglycoprotein receptor 1
Exons: 9
Coding region: 166-1107 (313 amino acids)
Molecular function (GO): signaling receptor activity
Source: RefSeq, a predicted model, not a curated record